AAUGAGAUGUGUUCACGCCAACCCUUAAGCAUUGGUGUUCACAUGAGCGGGGGGGGAUUGGAGUAAACGGGAUGAAACUUCUAUAGUGUUGUUAAAAUUAAGUGCUGCUUUAAAAUGUAAUAUUUCCAGCACAGGUGCUGAAUGAAUCCAGUGGCUUCACAGCUCACAGCGCCGAACUGCUCUGUGUUGCCUUAACAACGCAGCACACAGCCUGUAACCUCGCCCCGUGUUUUUACGUCGGUGCGUUCAGCGCCGGAGCCAAUCAGGAGUCAAAGCGCAAAAACGUUUUCUUUGAACUCACCAAUGAAAAGCCAGCAUUGCGCUUCCCUGGAAGGUGAAAGGUCAUCAGCUGUUGCAGUUGCUCGAGAAGGAUAAAUCGUUCCUACAGCAUGAAGGCGAGGUCAUCCUCUCCGGUUCACGUGCACUUAGACGAGGCCAUCCCCGUGCACGUGCACGUGCAAAGAAGCCAGUCUCUGCCCUCAGCCCCGGAGAAAUCGCAUAUUGUCAAAUAUGCAUCAAUGUCUAACCUGGAGAAGGACCUCAGGAAGCAGAAAGAAAAGAAGAGGACCAGAAAGACAGUUUGCAGGAGCCACAGCAGUGAGUUAAAGAAAUCCUCACAGAAGCCACAAAUCACACCCAAGCAGGCAGAGAAGAUCUGUUCAGUGAUCCACUCCAGUGACGUGGACUUUCAGAAAGAUUUGGAUGUGCCUGCUAAGCAGACUGAUCGUCUCUUUGAAGAAGCACACAAAAGCAGAAAGGAUGUCACAGAAAGGAGGAGGCAUUGUGUGUUUGAAGACACUUCGAAGGAGCUGCCUUGGAGCUGUAGCAGCAGCACAGGGGUUCGAGCAGCAGGCCUGACAGAGUAUUCGGACGAGCUUGAGAACGCGGCGAAAAACGGCAACGGCAGCCGUCUGCAAACCAGCUCCCUCCCAAGGCUCUCGGAGCUGGACGUGAGCAGAGAUGAUGACGGUGCUGUUGUGGACCAGAGGCUUUUGUUAAGAACUCUCACUGAAGCAGAGUCUGCUGCCAGUUCUGCAGCAGCCCAGCUCCUGUCUUUAAAGGACACUUUGCCUGAUUUCUCAAGUGUGUCGAGGUUUUCUUCUCCUGACGAGCUGAGGAUGUCGAGACAGAAAAGUCUGCUGAUGGAGAAGCUGGAGAAUUUUAAAGGUGUAAAUAAAUCGCUCCGACAGCAGCUGCAGGAAAUGCAGGAUCAGGAGGCGAUCCAACUCCAGGCUGACCGGCGUGUUGAGGUUUUACUGACCAAGCUGACGGAGGCUGAGGCUGAAAACCUGAAUUUAAGACGCCAUCUAAGAGAAAAUGAGCGAAGGAUUGAAGAGCUGCUGGAUUUGCGCAAGAAAGAAAGGGAGAAUACAGAGACCGUGGUGCAGCUGUCGAAGUCCGUGGAAGCCACUCGGGCACACCUGCAGGGACAGCUCCGUCACAAAGAGGCCGAAAACAACAGGAUGGUGGUGCAGUUACGGAGUUUGGAGAGAACAGUAACUGAACACAAAUUGGCGAUUGAGAACCUGAAGCGCCAAAUGUCGGCUGCGCUGGACAAAGCUGCACAGGAGAAGCAGGCUCUGAAGAAAGCCACCAGAGCCCAGAAGCACAGAGCCCAGCGGUUUGAGGCUGCCAUUGAAAAGUGUUACAGUCAGCUCAAAGACAAGGAUGUGAAGCUGACCGAAGCGCUUUCAGCAGCUGACACAUGGAAAAGACAUCACGAGAUGGCCAGAGAGGAGAAGGCACCGCUGGAGGCCAAGAUUGCGGUGCUUCAGCUGCAGAUCACGGACCUGACUGAACAGCUGAAGACGGGAAAAGACAAGGCUAGAAUUUCAAAUGAGGAUCUCCUGCAGAAAGUGGAGAAACUUCACUCUGAUAAUGCCGACCUGAACCUUGAAAAUGCCAGAUUGAUGGCCUUCAUAGCUGAUCUAGAGGAGAAACUAAGUGUUUCGCAGGCUGAGGUCCAAGAACAAGUCUCAGUGUCCCAUCAACAGAAGGAUCUCCUGGAGCAGUAUAAGACUCAGGUAAAGGAGCUGCAGAAGGAGGCCGAUGAGCUAAAAACUAGAUGUGAGAAAGUUUUAAUAGAAAAUAAGAGGGUCAAAGAAGGCAAAGACACAGAUGUUGAAAAGGUCAAAAAGCAGCUGGAGUCUCGAGUGAAGGAGCUGGAAGUUUAUCCUGAUUUACUGAAGGCAGCUGAGCAAAGGCUGCAGGACUGCCAGGACAAGCUCCUGCGCUGCGAGAGAAGAUGCUCAGACAAGUCAGAUUCUGUUAGUCAGCUGCAGGUUAAGGUGGACCAGCAAGCUGAGGAGCUCAGAUCAUCCCUGGAGGUGAAGGACUCCCUGCAGGAAGACAACCUGCAGCUACAGCUCAGACUGGCGGCUCUUCAGAGUAAAAUAGAAGAACUGGAGUCGGGAAACCAAGAGCUUGUCCACAGACUGGCCAGCCAAGAGGAGGCUCUUCAGUACAGUGGGAAGCAGCUGGAGGAGAGGUCAGCGGAGAGCCUCUCUCUCUCUCGCCAGCUGGAGGCGGCUUUAGCAGAUGUCAAACAGCAGGUUUCUGAAGUGAAGGACAAGGCCCUUGCUAGAGAAAGUGUCCUACAGAGCAAAAUCCUGGAGCUCGAAACAGAGAAAAGCAGAAAAGACAAGGAGUUAAAACAGCUGCGGCAAAGCAAGCUGUCGGCGGAAAAGCAGUACGAGAUCCGAUUAAAAGACUUGCAGCUAAGUUUGGACCAAUCGGAAAGCCACAAACAGAGCAUCCAGAACUAUGUGGAUUUUUUGAAAAAUUCAUAUGCCGCUAUGUUUGGGGAGGGAAUUUCAUCAAAUUUUGGAGCAUCAUCUUUUUAAAAAUAGUUUAUUUUCUACAUUUUGUAUGCUGAAUUGUGAAUUAUUCAACUUAUUAAUAUAUAAUAUUUUUGGGACAUUUAAGUUUAAAGUAAUAAUUAGAUUUUUUUUACAUAAAGUUUUACAUUUUUGUGAUCAGUGUUGCACAGUAUAAAAUCGCAAUCCGCUAUAGUUACAAUUUUGUUUUGAAUUAUAAUAGCUUCAAUCUUUCAGCCAUUUGAAGACUGUCAUGAACACUAAAAUGUAUUGCCCAGUUCAGUCACAUAAGUUGAUCUUAAUAUUAAUGAUUGAAGCUUACAGAACUGUUCAACAACGUUUUCAAAACACUUCUACCAGCUUCAAAAUGUGCUUCCAGGCUGCUAUUAAAUGUGCCGGGCUUAGGACGGUAUAAUUUUCUCAACUCGUUAAAAUACAGCUCUAAUAUCUUUUAGGCAUGAGCAGAUUAAGAAAAUGUUUGGUAACAUUAAAGAAAGUAAGUUGCUCUACAGGGCUUUGGGAAUCUAUUAUGGGAAUCACACUGAAAUGACUUGAUCAGUCAUUCCAGAACCUUUGAAAACUGUUAUAUCUUGAUAUUUCAAUAUGAAAUGCUCAAUAAAUGUGAAUAAUCACAUCUACUUUAUUAAGA
This is a messenger RNA of Lepisosteus oculatus (spotted gar), 3465 nucleotides long. RefSeq names its product protein BCAP. Lineage: Eukaryota; Metazoa; Chordata; Actinopteri; Semionotiformes; Lepisosteidae. Gene Ontology annotation, biological process: negative regulation of cilium assembly. Gene Ontology annotation, cellular component: ciliary basal body; centrosome. The record is from RefSeq and is a predicted model, not a curated record.